AUUAUUUCGCCCUUCUCCGUUUCUUGUUGCUUUCGUACACGCAGGUACGGCCCACACUGAACCAGCGCAGACCGGAUCAGUUUGUUAUAAAAGUCUUAACUCAAUCGAAUCAAUACUUCGAAGACGGAAAUUAUCAAACUUGGACGUCCUACCUAGGAAGCCUAGACCCAACCUGCACUACCUAUCAACUUCAUCCUUCGCCGAUUCACACGUCACAAUGGCCGCACUGCUGGUGCCGAUCGUGAAAACCGCGUUCGCCGAAUUCCUCAAGCGGCAACGUGACGCCAAACCCACGAAUCCAUGCUUGCGAUGGGAACAGCAACCCACCACGGGGCCUCCUCCGUCUAAUAGCGAGUGGGUCUUUUGGCUCGUCUACGCCCUCAUAUGUUUCAGCCUGAUAUGGCUCAUCUUCGGACCGGCCAUUUGGACAUCAGCGGAAGAUACGAAUAGAGAGGGACAAUACGAGUGGGACCAAUUAUUACAGGAAGCCGUGGAGAAUGAAAGAAGACUCCGUAGGAGUUCGGAAGUCUCUAUCAAGGAGGUAGAGCAGGACACCGAAAACGCCGUUCCAGAAUCAGACCACGAGAAUGAGAAGGAGUACGAGUUCCAUCUGGCGAAUGGCAAGUUGCUGCAGAUGGUAGAGAAGCUGCAAAUCGAGUACAGAGAUCUCCACAGCUAUAUUUUCAAAUUGGAGUAUAUUAGAGAGGCGCUGGACAGCGAGAAAAUGGAGCUGAAGCAGGCUUGGGAUCGGCUGCAGUUCGAGGAGAUGAAGAAGCGGUCUGGAGAGCAAGAGGAGGGUUGGCGGAUGAUUGGGGACCUCGAGGAUCCGCAAGUCGACCAUGAUUUCGUUGUGGUUUCUGACGAAGAUAAGAUAUAG
Molecule: messenger RNA, 877 nt
Organism: Pseudomassariella vexata
Lineage: Eukaryota; Fungi; Ascomycota; Sordariomycetes; Amphisphaeriales; Pseudomassariaceae
Exons: 2
Coding region: 218-877 (219 amino acids)
Source: RefSeq, a predicted model, not a curated record